AUGACCUCGGCUCCGUCGCGGGGGUCCGUCGAGCGGCGGCAGUGUCCACCCGGCCUCGAGUACCUGCAGCUCAUCGACCAGAUGCUCGUGCACCAGCAGAUUCAGUUCAUUGAGCUGCUGGUGGGGUACGAGCAAGCCAACAAAUACGUGGUGAAGAAUACGAUGGGGCAGUUCAUCUUCUUCGGAGUCGAAGAAAGCGACUGCAUCGUUCGCUGCUUGUGCGGACAGAACCGACCCUUCGAGCUCCGGCUUCUCGACCACACCUCUCGGGAAGUGAUACGCCUGUUCAGACCGCUUCGAUGCAGCUCUGGCAUCUGCUUCUGCUGCCUGCAGGAUAUGUCGGUCCAGGCACCUCCUGGUAACGUGGUGGGCUACGUCAAGCAAAACUUUUCUAUCAUCUUCCCGAACUUCUCCAUCCUGGACGCCAACAGAAAGCUUGUCCUGCUCGUGAAGGGCCCUUUCAUUACUUCCAGCUGCUUCGGCGACGUCGUCUUCAAUAUUUUUACUCCCGACGAAAAGCACAAGGUCGGCAUGAUCACAAAAAAUUGGACCGGCAUCUUCAAGGAAAUGCUCACGGACGUGGACAACUUUACCGUGGUGUUCCCCAUCGACUUGGACGUCAAGUUCAAGGCGGUGCUUUUGGGAUGCACGUUCCUGAUUGUGAGUGGCUGCUUACUCGCUGCCUACGGUGUUUCACGCGUUCGCGGUCAACGUUACUAG
Ixodes scapularis (black-legged tick) is the source of this 720-nucleotide messenger RNA. Its product is annotated as phospholipid scramblase 2-like. NCBI's taxonomy places the organism in Eukaryota, Metazoa, Arthropoda, Arachnida, Ixodida, Ixodidae. Gene Ontology annotation, molecular function: phospholipid scramblase activity. The record is from RefSeq and is a predicted model, not a curated record. Bases 1 to 720 code for a protein of 239 amino acids. Gene Ontology annotation, biological process: plasma membrane phospholipid scrambling. The transcript has 5 exons. Gene Ontology annotation, cellular component: plasma membrane.